AUGCCGAAAUCAGCUGAAUUAAAAUGUUAUUUCAAAUGUGAUAUCGAUGGACCUUUACAUCGCUUUCCCAAAUGGGAAUAUCCUCAUACAGAGAAGUUUAACCAAUGGAAAUCUGUACUUGAUAACACAACUCAAGAAAGAGGAAACAAUUAUAUUUACAAUUCCAUUCGUAUAUGCCACAAACAUUUUGAGGAGUACUUCAAAUCAUCAAGCAGACGAUUAACAAGGAAUGCUGUCCCUACAUUGAACUUGAAAAAUUUACCACAAAACACAACAAUAAAACCUAUAAUUGAAUCUCAAGACUCAAUUGAGCAAUUUGCCAUGAUGGACCCAUGCACAUCAAGUUUUUCACAACAAUUGAAUGCAGAAUCAGAAUCAAUUCCAAUUUUACCAAAAAGCCCUAAGAAAAGCUAUUUGAAGCAGAAAUGUUCUCAAAAUAUUAUUAAUCAAUUAAAGAAAAAGUUACAAAAACUGAGUCAAAAAUCUAAAAUUCAGACCAAAAAAAUUGCAGCUGCAAAACGACUAUGUAUGUCAAAAUCAUUUAUAACAACAAUUGAAAACUUACCUGAUGCAGCACAAACUUUAAUUAAAUUACAGUUAAAGUGGAAAAACAAACCAAGAGGAAGACGAUACACCAUUGACGAGAAAAUAAUGGCCCUGACUAUAUUAAAACAAAGUCCUAAAGCAUAUAAACUUUUAAAUAAAAUGUUUGUUUUACCUUCAAAGCGAUGUUUACAGAAAAUUCUAAGUACAUUUACACUUAGACCAGGUAUCAAUAAAAAUAUACUAGAAAAUUUAAAAAGACAUGUAGAACGCCUACCAGAAGAAAAAAAAUUAGUAAAUCUACUAUUUGACGAAAUUUCGUUAGCCCCUGGUCUUGUGUACAAUGCAUUUUUGAAUGAAAUUGUAGGUUUCCAAGAUAAUGGCAUUACAAAAAGUGGUGAUAUUGCAGAUCGUGCCCUUUGUUUUAUGAUCAAGGGCAUUAAAAGCAUGAAAAAACAACCCAUUUGUUUUACUUUUACUAAAGGUGGAACUAAAAAAAGUGACUUGAAGGCCCUGUUAUUAAUCGUAAUAAAAGAAUUAAACGCAGCAGGGCUCAAAGUAGUAACUACAAUUUGUGACCAAUGUCCCACAAAUGUUGCAGUUAUAAAAGAAUUAAGAGAAGAAACGAGAAAAAAAUAUGACAUUGAACGAAACCUACAAAUGCACUUUGAGGUAAAUAACAUGAAAGUGUUCCCAUUAUUCGAUACACCCCAUUUGCUCAAAGGAAUUAGAAAUAAUUUAUUAAAUAAAGAUGCAAAAUUUAUUGAAAAUGGACAAGAAAAGUGGGCAAAGUGGGAACACCUAAAAAUGCUACUGGCCAUUGAUGUUGGUGAUGAUGAAAUUCGUCUAGUAAAUAAGUUAACCGAAAAUCAUGUAAAUAAGGAUAAAUUAAAAAAAAUGAAGGUUAAGUUAGCUGCACAGGUAUUUAGCCAACGAGUAUCUGCUGCACUUCGAUUUUCAGCAAAACAUGGAAUAUUACCCGAAGAGUGUAAUGGAACAGCUGAUUUUCUUUUGAUUUUUGAUAAAUUAUUUGACUCUUUUAAUGGUCAUUCCUACAAUGAUGAACAUAAAAUAUAUAAAUGUUGUAUAAAAAAAAAUUCACCCCACUUCCAAUUGUGGGACAAACUGAUUCCGAUUUUAGAAUCAAUUAAAUUUAAAUCAUUACAUAGAAGAAAUGGUGUUGAUGAAAUAAAAUAUGAAUCGAUUCCAUCAAUUAGAAAUUGGGUUGGGAAUAUGAAAACAUUUAAGGAAUUAUGGGAGUAUUUAUCAGUUAAUCAUAAAAUAACUAAUUUAGUAGCUAGAAAUUUUAAUCAGGAUCCAUUAGAAAAUUUUUUUAGUAGUAUUAGAAGUAAUGGUGUUAGAAAUAUCAAUCCUAAUUGUAAUCAAUUUAUGAAUGCUUUCAAAACGUUGAUUGUCAAUAAUUAUAAUUCACCUCAUUCUGUAGGUGCUAAUUGUGAAGAAGAUAAAAAUACUGGAAUGCAAUCACUAUCAUAUUUAAUUCUAAAUAAUCCUAAUGAUUCUCAAACUGUUAAUUAUGCAACUAAUAUUGAUUCAUUGCUAAAUGUUAUGUCAGAUAUUAAAAAUAAUGAUAAUCUAUUGCAUGCUGAAUCAAAAAAAUAUGUUACAGGGUAUGUGAUUAAGAAAUCCAAAUCAAAAGUUUUCAAAAAUUGUGCUACCUGCUUAAAUGAUUUAUGUCGAUCUAAUGUUGAUUUUGAUUCAUUUAAUUAUGAAAUUGAUUAUACUAAAAAAUCCCUCUUUCACCCAAGUGAUCAAUUAAUACAUUUAAUGAAUAAUAUGUAUGACGUGAUUGUUGCAUGUCUUCGGGAUAAUCCAACAUCAAAAUGCUUAAAAGAUCAAAUUAAAUAUUUCAUUGAUUUUGCAUGUGAUUUUAGCAUAAUAACUUGUGAGAGGCAUAGAGUUGAUUUGGUUGAUUUUAUUUGCAAUCUUUGUAUUAAAGUGAUUGUAUACACGUUUGCGUCGAAAACAUUAAAUGUCGUUUUAUGGUUCUGUAUUCGGAUAUCGUUCGCUUACACCUUUCCGAUGCCGAGGGGGGUGAAGCGAGGGCCGGUGGAGGGCGAAGCUGAGGUGGUGGUACGCGUCGGAGCAUCUCCGUCGCACACCACUCUCUUGGACGACAGCCCCAGCCAGCCCAUCAGCUAUCACCUGCUCGACCAUGGCUAUGGUGCCACGCCUCAACACCAGAUACGGCGGGAGGCGCCCACCGCACCGCCGAAGACUUCUGAAGCGGUGAAAAGAAGGCUGAACCUGAGCGAGAGCAGUUCAGGCAGCCAGGGGCACGUGGUGCCCAUGAAAGCCGACUUCAAGACGCCCAAGCAGAAACGCGUCAAAGUCCUCACACCCUACGGUCGCCCGUCCAGUUCUAUGAAAAAAUACACCGAACGUUCCAGAUUUGACACAUCAUUAGGUUUACUUACAAAAAAAUUCGUUGCACUCCUUAAAUCGUCACCCAAUGGUGUUCUAGACUUAAAUAUUGCAGCGGAACACCUUUCAGUCCAAAAACGUCGCAUAUAUGACAUCACAAACGUAUUAGAAGGAAUAGGAAUAUUAGAGAAGAGAUCGAAAAAUAAUAUACAAUGGAAAUGUGGUCUAGGUGGUGCGGGCGGCGCGAACGAAGAGAACCGUGUGAGGAGGCUGCGGCGCGAGGUGCGGGCGCUGACGGCGCGGGAGGCGAGGGUGACGCGCGCGGUGUCGGUGGCCGAGCAGGCGCUGUCCCGGCUGUCGGCCGACCACGGCGCCCGCGCCUACAUCACAUACGCGGAUCUCAGGUCCAUCAAGGACUUUAGGAAUCAAACUGUUAUACCUAUCAAGGCGCCGCCGGAUACGAGGCUCAGUGUACCACACCCCGGUGAGAAUGGUUACAUGAUACACCUCAAAUCAAAGUCUGGGGAGAUUGAAGUCUUCCUAUGUCCUAAGGAGCGACCUCCUUCACCACCACCCUCGUCGGGUCUUUUGCCUUCGGACCCAUUACUGGAGGACAACAAGGCGUUGUUGGCUCCACUCAUGGCGCAGUUACAGUCCAUUCCCUCCAGCUCAAUCUCAGCCGCCUUUACCACGCCAAUCAAGCGCGAGCCGGUGUCGGAGCAGGCGGCGUCGACGUCGUGGUCGCGCAGCCUGGUGGUGAGCUCGCCGUGCGUCACCGACCCCACGCUGCCGCUGGCCGCCGCGCCCGCGCACCGCACGCCCUGCACGCCCGCCGCCUCCGCCGCGCCGCGGCUCACUAUGUCUACGCCGGACAAUGGUGCGAGAGGUCGGUUACAGAACGCGCUCAUCGCUGACAGCGACGACUUCGCGCCUAUCAUGGGCGGCGGCCGCUUCCAGCUGCAGACAGAAGACCAGGAGUCAGAGCCGCUAGAGUUGGAGCCGUUCCUAGCGCUGGAGCCGCCGAUGUCGGCCAACGACUACGGGUUCUGCCUCGACCACGACGAGGGCCUCUCGGAACUGUUCGACUUCGAGUUC
This is a messenger RNA of Brenthis ino (lesser marbled fritillary), 4020 nucleotides long. The record is from the annotation of a GenBank genome assembly. Lineage: Eukaryota; Metazoa; Arthropoda; Insecta; Lepidoptera; Nymphalidae.